This is a messenger RNA of Symbiodinium necroappetens, 1261 nucleotides long. The record is from the annotation of a GenBank genome assembly. Lineage: Eukaryota; Dinophyceae; Suessiales; Symbiodiniaceae.
GAAAGCAUUGGAAGAGUUGCUGGGCGUCGCGGUUCUCGCAGGGCUUGGAACGUCAGAGGCCUUGGCGGCCUGCUCGAACGCCUUCGAGCCCGAAGCUGCGGAAAUGCCCGACUUUGGUCCACCAGAUGAGGAUGUUUGCAGUGCUGUGGAAUCGAGCACGGCACCGUCUUCCGAGUCUCGGAAGGCUCCUACCGGCCACGCAAAUGUGGGUGGCGAGUCCUUGGUACCUCUGGGGGACAUGCAGGCAUCGCAGGUGUUGGCUGCGCCAGGGGGCUCCACAAGCAAAGCUGACGUUGUGGCUUUCGACGAGCUCUUUCAGAAGUUCUGCGGUGCAGGUGGCUCGAAUCAGUUCGCCUACUUCGAGGAGUGUUGGUCCAAGCCGGGCCGUGGCAAAGGUGGCAAGGCCAGCAGUGCUUUAGCCGACGCACACGAGGGGACCCUUGCAGCAGUGCCCGAAAAGGAGGGCAGAGAGGCCAAGGAGAAGCAGCCAAAGAGGCCUCUCUUUGAUCUGGCCAACUUGGAUAAGCCACCGAAGCCCAUUGAGACAGAGCCCGUCGCGAAGCAUCAGCUCAAUGAAAGAGCCACACAGUGGCAGCUGCGGAAGGACGUGCCUCCGUACAUGAUCGAUCGAAUCACCAUGCCAAGUUGGCAGACCUGGUCCAAGGUGGAUUUUGCGUGCUUGGGCCUGCGUCCUCAUCUCAUGCUGAAGCUGGUCAAGAAGCCACCUCCUUCGGGCGAGGGCCCACACGGCUUCUCCGACCUCUUCUCAACCGUGGUCGUGGAGAAUACGGAGGCCUUCCCAUGGCUCGCAUCAUCGAAGCCACGCAGGGCAGAUGAUGGCGAGGAGGGAUUUACAGCUGACGCAGCGGCGGAGGAUGCCGCGGACGACUUCGAUGGCAGUGGCCUUCCUGCGCAUCUGGAUGUCGAUCCCCAGGAGCUUUUCCUGGGGCCCAACGACAAGGUGCUGCCUGGCGGUGAUGGUGACAACCUGGGUGAUGUUGGUAUGGAAGACGUGGCCGGCUCCUUCAUGGACGGCGGAUUGGAUUUCGAGCUAGCAGAGAAGCCUACCUCUGCCGAGAGCAUUGACAUUGCCUACAGUCGAAACUCCAAGUUCGUCGACGUAAAGCUGGUCAAGAAGCAUCUGUGGGGCUGCCUGGAAAAGGACAUAUGCGGGCUGAAGAAGGGAAAGACGGAUGCCGAGCGCCUGGCUAACGACAGCUUUCAGGACCUUAUCUCCAGAACGGUCCUGCGGCAAGCAUGA